AUGGCGGGCCACGUUGUUGGUCAAGUUAUCAGCCUGCCUGACCGUCGACGCGCCAUAAUUCGCUUUAUCGGAGCAACGCAUUUCGCCCCUGGAGAGUGGAUUGGAAUUGAGCUGGAAGAGCCGACAGGGAAGAACGAUGGAGCUGUUCAGGGAGAACGCUACUUUGACUGCGAGCAGAACUAUGGCAUGUUCAUUCGUCCCACUGCUGUUACUGCGGUUCUCGAGCAGCCGAGAAAAGAGGAUGCGAAACCACCGCCAAAACAUUUGUCGCAGGAUAUCAGGGGCAGGGCCCCCAGCACUACGCCAGGAAGUAAGACUGGAACCAGGAGGCAAAGCGUGCUAUCUACGACUGCGGUGAAACGGCAGGGCUCAAAUACUAGCAGUCCAUCACCGGUUUCUAAACUCGCAGCGCAAGGUCGUUCACUGCGGUCACCUACGAAAUCCCCGACAAAACAAUUGUCGGAAAAGUCCGCUCUUCUAUCUCGAACGACCCCCUCUAUCUCAAAGCCACCUCUGUCAACCCCGAAAAACAGACCAGGUUUACCGAAUCGAGCAUCAAUGCCGCCCCCAGCUACCACUACACCUGCCGCCAAGGCACCUCGACAAUCACCAUUGGCCACUCCUAACAGGUUGUCUAAGCCAGGACUUCAACCACGCUCGAGUGCCAUCUCCCCGGCGAAGCGGAUGUCCCUGAGACAAACAGCAGCAAAAUCAGCGAGUCCACAGAGUACGGGAAGCCCGUCAAGCGAAACGAACGAGGGUUCUGUGAGGAUAGACUCUUCGUUUCUCGAUUCAAGCCAUGACGCUUCUCAAUCCCCAGGCGCUUCCCGUUUGUCACUUUCUCCUGCGGCACAUCGUCGGUCCCUUUCCAACAGUAGUUCAGUUGCUAAGGAGCUUGAGGAUUUGAAAGCUAAGCUACGCGUUAUGGAGAAGAAGCGCGCAGAAGAUCGAGAGAAAAUGCAACUGCUUGAGACGAUACAGGCCGAGAAGGAGAAAUACGAAGGAAUUAUUCAGAAACUACAAGCUAAGUACCAGCCUCAGCAGCAGGAAAUCGCACAUCUCCGCAGACAGCUAAAAGAGGCUGAGUCAAGGGUCGAAGAAAUUGAGAGGCUCCAGGCUGAACAUGAGUCGAUUCUAGAGAUGGCGGCCUUAGACCGAGAGAUGGCCGAAGAAGUCGCGGAAGCCAUUAAGGCUGAAUAUGAGGCCCUUAAGAUGAGGACUGAAGAGUUAGAGCUGGAAGUGGAGGUUCUGAGAGAGGAGAAUCAAGAAUUAGGCCAAGUGACAAGCCCGGAAGAAAGGUCGAGUCAAGGAUGGUUACAGAUGGAAAGGACCAACGAGAGGUUACGUGAGGCUCUGAUACGGCUCCGUGAUAUGACUCAGCAGCAAGAGGCAGACCUGAAAAGUCAGAUAAAGGAGCUGGAAGAGGAUCUAGAGGGCUACGCUGCCCUCAAGGCCAGAUAUGAGAGCACAAAAGAGCAGUUGACGGUAACAGAGGCUAACAUGGAAGAGCUGAAGCAGCAAGUAGAGGCUUUGGGCGCCGAAGAAAUGAUUGAAGAACUCUCCGAAAAGAACAUGCAAUACCAAGAGCAAAUCAGCGAGUUGAAGGCUGCGAUAGAGGACCUGGAGAAUCUGAAGGAGCUAAGCGAUGAGCUUGAAAUCACUCACGUGGAAACUGAGAAGCAGCUACAGGAUGAACUUGACUAUCGGGACAGCAUUUAUCACGAGCAAAACCGAAAAAUCGCCCAUCAAGACGAGGUCAUCGAAGAUCUAGAAUAUACCUUGUCAAAGUUCAGAGAACUAGUGACCAAUCUCCAAAGCGACCUAGAAGAUAUGCGCGUUUCUCAACAAAUCUCGGAGACGGAAGCGAACGACCUAUCAGCCCGGUCUAGAGCCAUGAUUGACUUGAAUCUCAAGCUUCAGGCUUCCGCGGCCAAAGCACAAGUAAAGACUAUUGACUUGGAAUUGGGUCGAAUGGAAGCCGAAGAAUCUGCACAACAUUUAGCUAUCAUGAAGGAAUACUUGCCGGAAUACUUUGACACCGAAAAGAACCCAAUUCUAGCCCUUCUCCGCUUCAAAAGGGUCGGGUUCAAGUCUUCAUUAAUGGGCAAUACUGUGCGCGAAAGAGUAGCGGAACUUUCCUCGCCUGUCGCGUUGGAACCCGAUAGUCUCACAGCAUAUGAUCUCCUCGAGAAACUCACAUGGAUAUCGCUACUGUGUGAGAGAUUUGUAAAAUUUGUCCAUGGCUGCUCAAGUGAAGAAUUUGCGAAAUUUGAAGGCGCCCUUUAUGAGCUCGAUCCUGUUGAGCGGAUUUUGAACGCUUCGAUUGAGAAUUUAAAAAGGAGCGAGUUGAAUGAAAGGAAAUGCGCAGAAGAGCUCCAGCGGUCCAUCGCGCUCCUUUCGCAUCUUGCGGAGACCCUCAUUCCUCCGUCUACCGCAGCUUCCGCUGAUGAGGUUUAUAUGCAAUGCGUUUUGACACAAACUUAUAUGGAAAACACGGCUUCCUCGCUAUCUCACUUGAAGCUGGUACUCCAGACCAGAUUGCCUGAAAAAGAGGACGACGAGGAAGGAUCAUUUUUGCUUCAAAAAAUAGAUGCACUAGCCGGACAGGCAAGAGGCUCUAAGGUCAUUAGUGGGAAAAUCACUCGCUCUUUUGACGAAUUAAGAUCAAGUUCGUUGUCCUUGUCAGAAUUCUCUGCGGAAGUUUUUGAGAGGACGGAACAAGCUGCGAAGGAGAUAUCGGAAGUUGCAAGACAGCUAGGAGAAAAUCUACUUCCACUUAUUACUGAGGAGGGUCGUGCGGAGCCCAUCACGUAUGCUGAGAUUGUCGGUUCGAUGGCACAGACUGUUGCGUCUGUGUGCCAACCAUCCGCGCCCCAAUUUGACACCAGUGACGCACUUUCUUUCCUUGCAAACAAGAUUCGUAUGCUAGGGGGAUACCUUGAUGAAGCCAGCUCCGUCUCAUCCGAUCUUUCUCAGACUAUUGAAUUUGAGCGCCUGCCUGCUCCAUGGAUAUCCCGCGCCAAAGAACUUAAAUCCAAUCAAACCGUGUCACCGGAUACCGAGGAGGAGCUCCGUCGUCUUAGGAGUGAGCUCAAUGAAGCAUCCACGGCGUUGGGCCUCAAGGAUAAAGUGUUUGAGGAGCAAACUAUCAAGAUCGAGCUUUUGGAAUCUCGAAUGCGUGAAGCUGGGAAGAAAGCGGCAUUGGUGAAAGAAAUGGAGUCCAAAUUGGAAGCGUCUCACUCGAAGGAAGUGGAGUUACUGGACAUUAUGGAUAGGCAAUCGGGAGAUAUCCAAAACAUUGCAAAGGAACGGGACGAUUACCGGAACAAAUGGGAGAAAUUGAAGAGAGCGUCUGGCUCGGAUGGGAGUUCGGUCGGCCCAGACGGAACAAUACCCGUGAACGCUGCAGCAUCUCUAUCCGUCAUUCGAGAGAAUGAUGCACUUCGCGCGGAGGUUGCCAGUCUCCAAGCUGCAGUGCGGUUCCUGCGUGAUGAUAACCGCAGAGCACAUCUCCUAGAUCCAUACUCUGUGCAGCGAGCGAACCAUAUACAGUCUUGGCUCGAUACACCCUUGGUGUGCCCCAAAGUUACUCCUCAUUCCGGAUCGAGUGAGCGUUUGGCAACGUCAGAGAGUCAAGAUGUGUUGAGCUACCUCGUCAAAUUGACGAAAGAAUCUAAGCUCGUCGAUAUAAAAUCUAGUCUUCCGGCAGACAGUUCUAAUCGUUUGGCGUGGAGACCCAUUAAAUCUACGGUGCGAUACCAUGCGAUAAAGCAACGAGAACAGUAUGAGCAGUGGAGUCAAUGGAAGGAUGAAAUUGUACAUCAAGAACGGGCUCGAGGACGGAAAGAACGGAAAAAAUCAAUUUUCUGUUUGGAAAAACACAGGGUUAAUCAAUCCUCUGUCGUGGAUAGCGGUAACAGCUUCUUGUCCUCGAGGAAUACGGGUGCCAUGGACCCCGCAUGGGAAAUGCUUGGAAUGCAGAAAGACGAAGUUCCCCAGCAUGUGCCGGUUUAUGGCUCGUCAGAGGGCGUUGCAAUUGUUGAUUCAUAGAUACCCAUCGAGUUACCGAGAUUUGUAUUUGUCACUUUGAAGCGAUAUACCCAUGCGUAAUUAUCUCCCUGGUUUGGCUUGCUGAGGUUUAUGGGAGCCCGUUUUAGACUACCCUGGACCUUUUCUCACAUGUUUGUUGGCAAUGCACUCUGGGUUGAUUCGUCAGCUAUCUUGAUAGAUAACUCUUUCUGCCUUUAAUACUGGCUGAAAAUUCCGGAUCUAUAGCUCCCUAUCUUGUGUUACUAGCGUUAUGUACGGGGCUCCUAGUGCUAUUCGAAU
Molecule: messenger RNA, 4329 nt
Organism: Coccidioides posadasii C735 delta SOWgp
Lineage: Eukaryota; Fungi; Ascomycota; Eurotiomycetes; Onygenales; Onygenaceae
Biological process (GO): cytoplasmic microtubule organization; establishment of mitotic spindle orientation; nuclear migration involved in conjugation with cellular fusion
Cellular component (GO): microtubule plus-end; nucleus; spindle pole body
Molecular function (GO): microtubule plus-end binding
Source: RefSeq, a predicted model, not a curated record